UUUCACAGGACACGCAGGUUUGACUAAUAAUGCUAGCUAGAGCUUCUCUUCAUUCAAAUGGUGUGGAUAUGCAUACCGCUGAGUAUGCUGAUUAUAAAAAGGCUGAAGUCACAUCUCAUCAUGCUCGAGACAUAGUGCAUAUUAACGCAGGCGGCACAAGAUUUACUACACUUUACGACACUUUGGCACAGUCAAAGUCGUCAUAUUUCCUCAACUUUAUCCGCAUCGACCGCACCAGUGGAAAAAUUGUGCUUCUUCAACAGAGAACUAUUCGUGAUGAGUCAGGAGCAAUCUUCGUGAACCGGGACGGGCGUCUGUUUGCAUUCGUUCUGCAAUUUAUGAGAGACGGAAAGAACACUGUCCUGCCAAAAGAUAAAGACGUGUUAGCACAGCUCAAACGAGAAGCAGACUUCUUUGGCAUGGAGGUAUUCAAGUACCUAAUUCAAGAGACACUUGUUGACAUUGAAAAGGAACAACGUGCCAACACCAAUGAUAUUGUGGAUAUUCGCAAUUCGGUGAACCAAAUUGCGAACAACACGUACUACAAUAAUGGAGGACGCAUUUGAAGUUUACUUCCUCUUUCUGAAUAACUUUGUUAAUGACCAUGAAAUAACGGAAAUAAAGUGCAAAAUUGUGUGU
Messenger RNA from Caenorhabditis elegans, 639 nucleotides. It is a transcript of the gene F46G10.1, whose product is annotated as BTB domain-containing protein. Gene Ontology annotation, biological process: protein homooligomerization. Lineage: Eukaryota; Metazoa; Nematoda; Chromadorea; Rhabditida; Rhabditidae. The record is from RefSeq and is marked reviewed. The transcript is spliced from 5 exons. Bases 30 to 566 code for a protein of 178 amino acids.